Lottia gigantea (owl limpet) is the source of this 1479-nucleotide messenger RNA. RefSeq lists its product as hypothetical. The transcript has a single exon. The record is from RefSeq and is a predicted model, not a curated record. The coding region runs from base 1 to 1479 and encodes 492 amino acids. NCBI's taxonomy places the organism in Eukaryota, Metazoa, Mollusca, Gastropoda, Lottiidae.
AUGACAGUUUUCUGUGUCCAGCUAGCUAGCAGAUUGCUUGUUACAGUGACAGUUUUCUGUGUCCAGCUAGCUAGCAGAUUUUUUGGUACAAUGACAGUUUUCUGUGUCCAACUAGCUAGCAGAUUGCUUGGUACAAUGACAGUUUUCUGUGUCCAACUAGCUAGUAGAUUGCUUGUUACAGUGAUAGUUUUCUAUGUCCAACUAGCAAGCCGAUUGCGUGGUACAAUGACAGUUUUCUAUGUCCAACUAGCUAGCAGAUUGCGCAGUACAAUGGCAGUUUUCUAUGUCCAACUAGCUAGCAGAUUGCUUGUUACAAUGACAGUUUUCUGUGUCCAACUAGAUAGCAGAUUGCUUGGUACAAUGACAGUUUUCUAUGUCCAACUAGCUAGUAGAUUGCUUGGUACAACGACAGUUUUCUAUGUCCAACUAGCAAGCAGAUUUUGUAGUACAGUGACAGUUUUCUGUGUCCAUAUAGAUAGCAGAUUGCUUGGUACAAUGACAGUUUUCUAUGUCCAACUAGCUAGCAGAUUGCUUGGUACAAUGACAGUUUUCUAUGUCCAACUAGCUAGUAGAUUGUUUGGUACAAUGACAGUUUUCUAUGUCCAACUAGCUAGCAGAUUGCUUGGUACAAUGACAGUUUUCUAUGUCCAACUAGCUAGCAGAUUGUUUGGUACAAUGACAGUUUUCUAUGUCCAACUAGCUAGCAGAUUGCUUGGUACAAUGAAAGUUUUCUGUGUCCAACUAGCUAGUAGAUUGCUUGGUACAAUGACAGUUUUCUGUGUCCAACUAGCUAGCAGAUUGCUUGGUACAAUGACAGUUUUCUGUGUCCAACUAGCUAGCAGAUUGCUUGGUACAAUGACAGUUUUCUAUGCCCAACUAGCUAGUAGAUUGCUUGUUACAAUGACAGUUUUCUAUGUCCAACUAGCUAGCAGAUUGCUUGGUACAAUGACAGUUUUCUAUGUCCAACUAGCUAGUAGAUUGUUUGGUACAAUGACAGUUUUCUAUGUUCAACUAGCUAGCAGAUUACUUGGUACAAUGACAGUUUUCUGUGUCCAACUAGCUAGCAGAUUGCUUGGUACAAUGACAGUUUUCUAUGCCCAACUAGCUAGUAGAUUGCUUGUUACAAUGACAGUUUUCUAUGUCCAACUAGCAAGCCGAUUGCGUGGUACAAUGACAGUUUUCUAUGUCCAACUAGCUAGCAGAUUGCGCAGUACAAUGGCAGUUUUCUAUGCCCAACUAGCUAAUAGAUUGCUUGUUACAGUGACAGUUUUCUAUGUCCAACUAGCUAGCAGAUUGCGCAGUACAAUGGCAGUUUUCUUUGUCCAACUAGCAAGCAGAUUGUGUAGUACAGUGACAGUUUUCUGUGUCCAGCUAGCUAGCAGAUUGUUUGGUACAAUGGCAGUUUUCUGUAGUCAGAAUGGGACUAGAUCAUACCAAACUAACGUGUUCAACUGGCUAGUAGAUUGCUUGGUACAAUGA